Messenger RNA from Notolabrus celidotus (New Zealand spotty), 4952 nucleotides. Its product is annotated as receptor-type tyrosine-protein phosphatase H-like. Gene Ontology annotation, molecular function: protein binding; protein tyrosine phosphatase activity. NCBI's taxonomy places the organism in Eukaryota, Metazoa, Chordata, Actinopteri, Labriformes, Labridae. Gene Ontology annotation, biological process: protein dephosphorylation. Bases 1 to 4698 code for a protein of 1565 amino acids. The transcript has 25 exons. The record is from RefSeq and is a predicted model, not a curated record.
AUGGAGCCAACAGCACUGGAACAACAGCUGACACGUUCACCUGUAAGGCCUCGUAAUGCAGUUGAUUUCAAGUCCAUAGACCAAGAAGAGACCACAGUAACUCUACAGUGGAAAACAGUGGAAAACAUCCACUAUGUUCUUAAGUUUGACUCAAAUGAGAAAAACUUCAAAGAAUCAGAGGACACUGUUGUGGAAAGGACAAUCCCAAAUCUCACACCUAUGACUGAGUACAACUUCACCCUCUUCACUGUGUUUGAAAAUGUCAGAAGCAGAGAAGUAAACAUCAUCGCAUUUACUGCUCCUCCAAACCCAGGGGGUCUUAAAAUAGUUGGACAAAAUGACACCAGUAUAACUCUGCAGUGGAAUAAAGUGGAGAACCUCCUUAACUACAAACUUAAGGUUGAUGAACGAAAGGUAGAAGUCCUUGCAGUGGCAGAACAAGAACUGGUGACAAAAACAGUCCACGAACUCAAAAGUGGGACUAAACACAGUUUCAGUCUCUUUGCUCUGUAUCAUAAUGUCAGUAGCAGUGGAUUUAACUUCUCUGCAGUCACAGCUCCUCGUAACGCAGAAGAGAUAACAGUAGUUGGACAGAAUGAGAGCAGCAUCUCUUUGCAGUGGAAAAAAGUGGAUGAACUACUCGAUUACAUUUUUGUGGUCAAUGGAAGAGAGAUAAAUGUUACUGCACCAGAUGGACGGGAUAAAGUGACAUACACAGUCUCUGGACUGCAAAGCGGGACAAAAUAUGUAUUUGAUCUGUUCACUGUGUUUGAAAACGUCAGAAGCAGUGGAGUCAACUACACUGCAGUCACUGCUCCUCUUAAUACAGACCAGUUCAGAUCAGUUGGACAAACUGAAACCAGCAUCACUCUGCAGUGGACCAAAGUUAAUGACAUAUUCAAUUAUACACUUGUGUACCAUGAAAAUGAGAUAAACAUCUCUGCAUCAGAAGGACAUGAAGUGACAGUUCAAAAUCUCCUCAAUACAACAAGAUACAACUUCACCCUCUUCACUGUGUUUGAAAAUGUCAGAAGCAGAGGAGUAACCAUCAUUGCAUUUACUGCUCCUCCAAACCCAGGGGGUCUUAAAAUAGUUGGACAAAAUGACACCAGUAUAACUCUGCAGUGGAAUAAAGUGGAGAACCUCCUUAACUACAAACUUAAGGUUGAUGAACGAAAGGUAGAAGUCCUUGCAGUGGCAGAACAAGAACUGGUGACAAAAACAGUCCACAAACUCAAAAGUGGGACUAAACACAGUUUCAGUCUCUUUGCUCUGUAUCAUAAUGUCAGUAGCAGUGGAUUUAACUUCUCUGCAGUCACAGCUCCUCGUAACGCAGAAGAGAUAACAGUAGUUGGACAGAAUGAGAGCAGCAUCUCUUUGCAGUGGAAAAAAGUGGAUGAACUACUCGAUUACAUUGUUGUGUUCAAUGGAAGAGAGAUAAAUGUUACUGCACCAGAUGGACGGGAUAAAGUGACAUACACAGUCUCUGGACUGCAAAGCGGGACAAAAUAUGUAUUUGAUCUGUUCACUGUGUUUGAAAACGUCAGAAGCAGUGGAGUCAAAUACACUGCAGUCACUGCUCCUCUUAAUACAGACCAGUUAAGAUCAGUUGGACAAACAGAAACCAGCAUCACUCUGCAGUGGACCAAAGUUAAUGACUCAUUCGAUUAUACACUUGUGUACCAUGAAAAUGAGAUAAACAUCUCUGCAUCAAAAGGACAUGAAGUGACAGUUCAAAAUCUCAUCAAUACAACAAGAUACAACUUCACCCUCUUCACUGUGUUUGAAAAUGUCAGAAGCAGAGGAGUAACCAUCAUCGCAUUUACUGCUCCUCCAAACCCAAGGGGUCUUAAAAUAGUUGGACAAAAUGACACCAGUAUAACUCUGCAGUGGAAUAAAGUGGAGAACCUCCUUAACUACAAACUUAAGGUUGAUGAACGAGAGGUAGAAGUCCUUGCAGUGGCAGGACAAGUACUGGUGACAAAAACAGUCCACGAACUCAAAAGUGGGACUAAACAUAGUUUCAGUCUCUUUGCUCUGUAUCAUAAUGUCAGUAGCAGUGGACUUAACUUCUCUGCAGUCACAGCUCCUCGUAACGCAGAAGAGAUAACAGUAUUUGGAGAGAAUGAGAGCAGCAUCACUUUGCAGUGGAAAAAAGUGGAUGAGCUACUUGAUUACAUUGUUGUGAUCAAUGGAAGUGUGAUACAUUUUACUGCACCAGGUGGACAAGAUACAGUGACAUACACAGUCUCUGGACUGCAGAGCGGGACAAAAUAUGAAUUUGAUCUGUUCACUGUGUUUGAAAACAUCAGAAGUAGUGGAGUCAAAUACACUGCAGUCACUGCUCCUCUUAAUACAGACCAGUUAAGAUCAGUUGAACAAACAGAAACCAGCAUCACUCUGCAGUGGACCAAAGUUAAUGACAUAUUCAAUUAUACACUUGUGUACCAUGAAAAUGAGAUAAACAUCUCUGCAUCAGAAGGACAUGAAGUGACAGUUCAGAAUCUCAUCAAUACAACAAGAUACAACUUCACCCUCUUCACUGUGUUUGAAAAUGUCAGAAGCAGUGGAGUAACCAUCAUGGCACCCACUGCUCCUCCUAACACAGAAGAGUUAAACGUACAUGGACAAAAUGAAACCAGCAUCACUCUGCAGUGGAAAAAAGUGGGUGCCAUCCUUGAGUAUAGAAUUGUGUUUGAUAGCCGUGAGAUAGUUGUCCUUGCAUCAGCAGAAGAUGAACGAGUAUCAGAUCAAAUCCUUGGACUUGAAAGCGGGACAAAAUAUGAUUUCAGAGUUUUUGCUCUGUUUGAAAACGUCAGAAGCAGUGGACGAAACUUCAUAACUGCCACUGUUCCCUCAAUGGUGGCUUCAGUUAAUGUGACUGAACGCUCUGUGGACAGUGUAACCCUGGUGUGGAAGAGUGUGCGGAAAGACUGGAGCUACUCUCUCAAAAUAAAUGGAAAGGUUUUCAGCCAUAAAGGAUCACAGGAUGUUUUAUCACAAGUAAUCUCUUCUCUCAAGCCUGGGACAGAGUAUCCAUUCAGCGUGAGCACAGGUUUCUUUGGACUCAACAGCACUGCUUACGAAGACUUCACAGUCACAGCCAUAAACUGUGCAAAUGUAAACUGGCAUGUUACAAACUCGUCGAUCAAAGGAACGAUUGAAGGCUUGUUUACAAAUGCAACAGCAACAAACAAAUCACAAACUCAUGUCAGUUCUGAAGAUGGCAUUGUGUCGUUUACUGGCCUUUAUCCUGGAGCAACCUACGAGGUGUAUCUGGAAUAUGAGAAAAACUCCAUACACUUUAAUCAGUGUAGCCACGCAGUGACCAUCAUUCCUCCAGAUAUAAAGCCUCACUGUGAGUAUUGGGCAUCUGGAUAUUCUGUCUACAUUGCCUGGGACACGCUGGCUGGCAUCUGGACUGGAGUGAAGGUGGAGGUGAAUGGGGAAACUCACUCUUCUAAUAACAGAGAACAACAUGUCAUAAUACCUGGAUUCCAACCUGCAAAAACAUAUGCGAUGUCUGUUGUUACACUAUCUGGAGAAAGGAGUUCUGCACCGUUUGCUUUUCAAUGUUCCACUGAUCCAAGGGGGGUCAUUGCAGGGUCAGUGAUGGGUGUGCUCCUUUUUCUUGUUCUGGUCUGUUUGGCUGCCUUCAUUUUGUUGAAAAGACCGGAUUUAAUCAGUAGAAAUAAACCAUUCAUUGGUGGAACCAAACAAACCAAUGAAAAGCCCAAAGUUAUCUCUGUGACAAAAUUUGCCGACCAUGUCUACCACUUAAGUGCAGACGAGAAUAGAGGUUUCAGCCAGGAAUAUGAGAGCCUCAUGCCUGUGGGCACAGAGCAGACACGUAAGGAUGCUAAUCUUCCUGAAAACAAACCGAGGAAUCGUUUCAACAACGUCCUGCCAUAUGACUGGUGUCGUGUGAAGCUAACCUCAUCAGGUGCAAAUGGGAUGUCAGACUACAUUAAUGCCAAUUAUAUGCCAGGCUACAUCAAUAACAGAGAGUACAUUGCCACUCAGGGUCCUCUGCCCUCCACAAUCAAUGACUUCUGGAGGAUGAUCUGGGAGCAGAGGGUGAAAGGCAUUGUCAUGGUAACCAACUGCAAAGAGAGUGGAAAGACUAAGUGUGAACAAUACUGGCCUGAAGACAGAAAACCCUGCCUGUUUGGAGAGUGUGCGGUCACGCUCAGGUCUGAGGAGAAGGAGCUCUACUGGACAUUGAGGGAAUUUAUGUUGAAACAUAAAAACUACUCCGAGGAGCAUUCAGUGAAGCAUUUUCACUUCACAGCCUGGCCUGACCAUGGAGUCCCACAGGGCACACAAGUCCUGAUCCAGUUCAGAGGACUGGUGAGACAGCACAUUGAAAGAGAAGGGACUGAAGCAUCUACUGUGGUUCACUGCAGUGCUGGAGUGGGGAGGACAGGCACCAUCAUUGCCCUGGAUGUUCUACUUCAGCAACUUGAGAAAGAGCGAGCAGUGGGCAUCAACGCCUUUGUGCACAAAAUGAGGCUGAGUCGACCGCACAUGGUGCAAACAGAGUCCCAGUAUGUUUUCUUGCACCAAUGCAUCAUGGACACUCUGCAGCAGAAUGAGAAGAGCGAAGAGAACAUCUAUGAGAAUGACGAUGAUAUGUUCGACGAGAUAUAUGUGAACGCUACUGCACUCCAAGAGUUUAACAACUGCAGCCAAGAUUAACUAGAAUGUCAGUCUCAAUGCACUAAAUGAAAAGCUAAUGUUUAAUUCUACAUGCUAAGUUUGGUUAAACGCUGUAAAUUUGACAAAAUACAUUGUAUAUUUACUGUAGAUGUGUGCUGCUCUCAAAUGUUAUUUAAGUUUUAUUCCUUACCUUUUUUUAGUGUGUAUAACUAUAAUGAUUCAAAAUUAUUAUUAUGAGGGGGAAAACUUCAGAGGACAAAAGAAUGUUUUGAAAUUGCAUGAAGAAAUGUAGG